AGUCGAUCACUUGGUUCGUUUGAAUGUUCCCUGCAUGUUUAAGAAGCUCUUCGGCUCGUCAUCCAGCAAGAAGAAGAAGCGACAGGAAAGUUCUCCCGCCCCCGCGCCACUAACUUUGAAAAAGCCGAGAUUGGCCCCCAAAACCCCUGACGGGGCGGCUCAGGGAGAGCCCUCCUCGGCAUACUUGGAAAAGAAGAAGAGCAAGCAGGCUUGUGCGACCUGUGGAUCGACUGAGUUCCGAGAGUCUGCCGAUUGGGGUUAUCUCAUAUGCGCGGUUUGUGGGGAGGCCUCAUCACAGCGGAUAGAAGAGCAGGAGUUUGACGAGACGGAGCAGAGGGGUGUUAUAAGAAGGAUGAACAUCAGUAAUAUGACUAAGAAGGACCCGAACGCGAAACGGCUGAAGAGGGAGCCGUCCGGUGUCGUGCGUGGGAGGACUGUGGAGCUGCGGAGCCAGGAGGAACUCGUCUAUUGCUUCCAACUCUGUUUAAGACGGGUAGCCCAAGAGGUUUGUGACAUCAUGGAGUUAGCAAAGCCAGCUCGGAAGAGAGUGAUGGACAACACUAGAGAUGCAUGGCGGGAGUAUCUGGAACUGGCGGCUACUGAUCGCGUUGGGGGCGGCCCUAGAGGGGCCAUCAGCAAGGUCUUCUACGACCGGCAUAUCAACUCGAGGGCUUACGGUAGUCGUUUCUUCGAGCCGGUCUCUACCACUGCUUCUAACAAGAGGAUGGGCAUGGUCGUGACGAAGUUCGAGGAGAGGAAUCCUGAAGGUGUGACACGACUGGUGAUGAGCGCUAAUGCUCGGGGCCUCAUACGGGCUUUGGAGGCGCGGAAGCUCCAGGCGCCGCCAGAGGCGAUGACGACACGUAGAGGAAGGGCAGUUCAGCUGGAAGAAGGGGAGAUGGCCGAUUUGCUGUAUGAACAUGACUGGCUCGCAAUGAGGUGGAAACGACCUACGGACGAGGCGCUCCCUUCGGCUCUGCUUGACAGGAGUGGUCGGUUGAAGGACACUGAUUAUGAAGGGCGAAGGUUCGCUGUCCAUUUGAAGUUCAAAAAGGAGAGGGAGAAGGCUGAGAAGAAAUGGGCCCUGGAGGAGGACCUUAAGCUGGCCAUCGAGGCGGAUCUUGGACACUCUAUUGAGUCCUCUUCUACUGGUGCUGAGGCUACACCGUCUCCUGAGGUCGACACUGCGGCUUCCUUGACGAGUGAGGAAAGUUCAGAGGAGGACAUGCCUCUUGCUGUUUUUCAAACGCUCUCUGUGGGGGACCACAGCUCGGAAGAAGGCAGUGCUACGACGGAGGAAGACGUAGCACAAGUGGCGGUCACGGCGCCUGAUAGUACCCCGGAAAUGGUAUCGACUGGUAUGACCCCUUCUACUCCUGAGAUUGACUUUGAUGACCCUGCGGGUUUAAACGAGUCUGCGGCAGGGCUCAUUCUACCCGCUAUGGACUUCGCCCUCUUGCUUUCUCUGGUCCUGCUCGCUCUCCGUCGAGCACAUGUCGGUGUAGUGAGUGGGAAGAUGAUUGAGUGGAUACUCACUGGUGCUGUAGACUACAACCGUCUGCACGUACUCCUUCCUCCUGAAUUGAACCCGAUGAACUUCCACCCAGAAAUUGAAGGCAGCUCAUCCGUUCUGCGGCCUCGUUACUUACCCUGUAGCUAUCAGCUGGAUAUGAUACUCUUGAGCCUUCGUGACCGAUUCAACAUGGCGGUCCCGCCCCUUCCUCUCGACCGUCUUAUCAUAAACACACUCGAAGCAAUAGGCUUUUCAGAGUGUAUCGAGCUCGCCCUCAAGCUUCUGGACUGGCUGGUUGAUCCUGCGUGCCCUCUACACGAAGUGGAGUACUUCCCCAGCUACCCUUUCGGCUACCUUUACAGUAUGUCCAACAAGGCUGAGGACGUCUUGCGGCCGGAGGAGACGGAGCCUCUGGAUCCUCCCAUACAUGGUGUCUGCUCUCCAACCCUCACUUGCGCGGCGCUCGUUGUCAUCGCGGUGAAAUUGUCAGUACCAGGGCUCUAUGAUGACGGUCCUGAUGUACUCCCGAAGACGUACCAACUGAGUCUGAAUUGCGUUCGGUGGUGGAACAACUUCACCUCCGAGGAGCGUAUGGACUUCCUAGCAUACUGCCAGGAGGAGCUCUUUAGUGACUAUAGGCCGUGCCUUGCCCCCGAGCUGCAGGAACGCCUCAGGCCGCAGUGGCCAUACCAUCCAUUGAAGUGCCAACGAGGGACACGACCCGCUUUGCAAGUCUCGGAGUCUCCUCCCUCCCAGUAUCGAACAUUCUACCGCUCGCGGGGGGCCUGUCGUAUAGAUUUCGAUAAUGGGCAAAUGCCGCCAGUGUAUGCCUGGCUUCUUGACUCAGUGUGUUCUGUACUUCAUACUGAUAGUGAUGAUUUGGAUCGAGAAAUAUCAAGUCUUGAAGACUGGCUCUUCAAGCGGGAGGCCCCUGCACGGCAAAAGGGUGAUGGCUGACCUAAGUGCUUGUCUGCUCUGUAGCACUUCUACAUUCUUCUACAACGUCAAUUCUACGUACAUAACUAUAAGUG
Perkinsus marinus ATCC 50983 is the source of this 2544-nucleotide messenger RNA. RefSeq lists its product as hypothetical. The record is from RefSeq and is a predicted model, not a curated record. The transcript is spliced from 5 exons. Lineage: Eukaryota; Perkinsozoa; Perkinsida; Perkinsidae. Gene Ontology annotation, cellular component: RNA polymerase transcription factor SL1 complex; RNA polymerase I core factor complex. Gene Ontology annotation, biological process: RNA polymerase I preinitiation complex assembly; nucleolar large rRNA transcription by RNA polymerase I. Gene Ontology annotation, molecular function: RNA polymerase I core promoter sequence-specific DNA binding. Bases 35 to 2470 code for a protein of 811 amino acids.